AUGAAGACGAUAUUGUUUUGGAUGACAGAGAGCUCCAGGGAAUUUCAAAAAGAGGCUCUAAUUGAAUUAAAGGAAUCUAUUGAUAGUGAAUUGGAGAACAUACAGAUUGACAAAAUUGCUGUGCUUAAACUUGCACAUGAAGAUGUUAAGAAAGAUAUUUUCCCUUAUACUUGUGCAGGUCCUUCUUCUCAGUCAGUUGAUGCUUUUGAACUCUGUAAGCUUAAAUCAGUUGAAUGCUACCUUCGGUACAGAAUAUCAGGCACCAAAACUAUGGAAGCUUCAGAGAAAGCAUCGAUGGAAAUAUGGCUUCACAAAAACACUUAUCGUCCAGCUGAUAUAAGAAAACCAGAAAGUCGAAGUCUUAUCGAAGUGAAGAAGUAUAUUGAUGGAGAGAUUUUGCCAAGAAAGCUUGGUAUACCUGGAAAUACUUCCACAAAAAUGGGCAAAAAGAAUGAUGGUGUACAAGAAGAAAAUGACAACUUUGAAAAUGAAGAAACUGUAGUUUUGCCAGUACUUAGAUCUGAUGAAAUAGAGCAUGUUCUUGUUACUCAAGAUGAAUCAACAUUCUAUGCAAACGAUGGGAAAGAUACCAUGUGGCUAAUGGAAGUUGAAAAUCCUAUCCGUAAGAAAGGUCCAAGAAUGUCUCUCAUGAUCAGUGAGUUUAAAUGCGUAUGUCAUGGAACAAUGACUAGAGGGGCAUGUUUGUCACGAGAGGUAUUCCACCCUGGGGCCGACAGAGAUGGGUACUGGACAAGUGCGGAUAUGUUGAAGCAAUUGAAAAACAAUGUUAUUCCUCUUUUUGAAUUGAUUCACCCAGGGUGCAAGGCCGUCUUUUCAUUUGACCAAAGCACAAAUCACAAAGUGUAUGGUCAAAAUGCUUUGAUUUCAAGCAAAAUGAAUCUAAAUGAUAAAGAGAUUGAAGAUAAUGAUUUUUGUUCUUUGUGGGAUACAGUAUUUGUCCGGAAUGAUGUAGAGGAAAAAAGUAGACAAUGGGUCCAAAAUAAGAUUAAAUAUGUUAAAGGCAUCCGUCAUAUUCUGGAGGAGCAUGGUUUGUGGCUUGAGAAGGAUCCGUAUAAUCCUAUUAAGAAAUGGCAACUAGACUGUAAGAGUAAAGACAUCUCUGAAGAUAGCAAGUGCUGUGCACAUCAUUUUCUGGCUUCACAACCAGAUUUUAUGUCACAGAAAACUGCUCUUCAUGAGGCUGUCGAAGACUCUGGUCAUAUAUUUGAACUUUACCCUAAGUUCCAUUGCAAAUGCAAUUGGAUUGAGAGGUAUUGGGGUGCCGCAAAGCGUAAAGCUCGCCUCCAGUGUGACUAUCACUGGAAAAAUAAAAAAAAUACUAUAGCUUUAAGUAACGAGAAAGGUAGUGGAAAUGUCAGGGCUUUUUUUCAGCUCAGUCAUUUUUUUAUUUAA
Messenger RNA from Phycomyces blakesleeanus NRRL 1555(-), 1413 nucleotides. RefSeq lists its product as hypothetical. Bases 1 to 1413 code for a protein of 470 amino acids. NCBI's taxonomy places the organism in Eukaryota, Fungi, Mucoromycota, Mucoromycetes, Mucorales, Phycomycetaceae. The transcript is spliced from 5 exons. The record is from RefSeq and is a predicted model, not a curated record.